CUCACGUGCAUGGUGCCCCACGUGCCCAUGGUGGCGGUGCUCGUUGCGUGGAUCAGCGUCGGCAACACGCCGCUGCUCGAUCUGAGCGCGCUGGCUCCCGACUUGCCGAAGGGCGUGCGCGUGCUGGGCAAGGCUGAAUUUUCCAACCCGAGCGGCUCCGUCAAGGACCGGAUUGUCGAGUACAUCUUGGAUGAGCAGGAGCGAAUCGGCCGGCUCACGCGCUUCUCGGGGCAGACCAUCGUCGCCUCCUCGUCGGGCAACACGGCACCUCGCUCGCCAUGUUUUCUGCCCUGCGAGGCUACAGGUGCAUCGCCAUCACCAACCGCGGGACGAGCAAGGAGAAGGUGCAGCAGCUGUACGCGUACGGCGCGGAGGUUGUCGUCACGGCCUCCGGCGUGCCCACCGACUCGCCGGUGCACUGUCAGAACGUGGAGAAGCAGCUGGUGGAGGAGAACCCAGGCUACUUUGGCCUCAACCAGUAUGACAGCCCGCUCAACCCAGAAGCGUACUAUGCGACGCUCGGGCCGGAGCUGUGGGCGCAGACCAACGGCAAGAUCACGCACCUGGUGGCUGCCGGCUCCACCGGAGGCACGGUGAGCGGCACCGCGCGCUUCCUCAAGAAGAAGAACCAGGCGAUUCAGGUAAUCAUGCCUGACCCGCAUGGCUCCAUAUUUUAUGAUUGGUGGGCGCAUCGGAAGCUGGUGAAGCCGACGUCGUUCGAGGGGCUCGAUCUCUCGCUCAUCGACGUCAUGCCGCGCUUUAGCGACGAGCAGGCCUUCGCCACGUGUCGCACCAUCGCCCGCCGUAUGGGCAUGAUGGUCGGUGGCAGCGCGGGCGGCAACGUGCACGCCGCCCUCACCUUGGCCCGCAAGCUCAAGGGCCCGGCGACGGUGGUGGCCAUUCUUUGCGACUCGGGCACCAAGUACCUCUCCAAGAUUUUCAACGAUGAGUGGAUGGCCUCCAAGGGCUACAACGUCGCGGCGAUGGACGCGUCCGCCGCCAACCGCUCGGCUCGAUAGCGGCAACCGAAGCCAUUUUCGCAGAUGGUUAGACGUAUCGGUUUGCUCAGAACUCUGUCCGAAGAGGCCACCGGCUCACUUACAAACUCAGUGUCCGAAACUCUGAGCUCACUCGCCCCCCCGGCCCGCUCCUAUACGGUACAGCGCUGUGAGAAGCGUGAGCUUUGAAUGCAUAUGCCAUAUCGAUCUCC
Emiliania huxleyi CCMP1516 is the source of this 1210-nucleotide messenger RNA. RefSeq lists its product as hypothetical. The record is from RefSeq and is a predicted model, not a curated record. Lineage: Eukaryota; Haptophyta; Isochrysidales; Noelaerhabdaceae. The coding region runs from base 279 to 1019 and encodes 246 amino acids. The transcript has a single exon. Gene Ontology annotation, molecular function: cysteine synthase activity. Gene Ontology annotation, cellular component: cytoplasm.